AUGGUGCGCGUGCUGAACUGGCUGUUGCUGGCGUAUCUGACCUGGACUCUGCGGAUAUCCAACGCGCACGGGGAAUACUGCCAUGGCUGGUUGGACAGUAAUGGGAAUUACCAUGAGGGAUUUCAGUGUCCGGAGGACUUUGACACCAUGGACGCCACGGUGUGCUGCGGCUCCUGCGCCCUGAGAUACUGCUGCGCCGCCGUGGACGCGCGGCUGGAUCAGGGCACGUGCACCAACGACAGGGAGCUCGACAACACGGAGUUUGCUCCUCAGCCAAUCUAUGUACCCUUUCUGAUGGUGGGCAGUAUCUUUGUGGCCUUCGUGGUUGUGGGCUCACUGGUGGCUGUCUACUGCUGCACCUGUCUGCGGCCCAAGCAGCCAACCCAGCAGCCCAUCCGCUUCUCCCUCCGCAGCUGCCAGGGCGAGACCAUCCCCAUGAUCCUCACCACCGCACCCCCCAGCCUGCGCACCCCCUCACGGCAGUCCAGCACCGCAACAACAAGCUCUAGUUCGGCGGGGGGCAGCAGCUCCGUGCGCCGGUUCUCGCUUGGGGGUCAAGGUCAGAGCCAGGGCCAGGGGUGCCUGGUUUCUGCCACUAUAUCUUCGUCGGCCUGCAACCCCACCCACAUCCCGCAGACUCUACCCCCGCCCCCACCUCCCCCAUACACAUCCCCAGCUGUGGCAGCAAUGCCGGGAGGCAUCCAACACCCGCACCCCCUCCCCUCCAGCCAUACACACACCCACACACAGCUGCAGCUCCACCAGCCGCCCAUGCACUCUCAUCCCUCCCAGAGCACAGGGUUCCUACUGCCCCAGCAGUACUUCUUCCCCCUGCAGCCGGAGCCCUUCACGGGGGCUAAGGGCUUUGCAGACUUUGGGCAGAGCUGACAGGCUCUCUCAGCAGGGAAAAAUAAGGAGGAUUACUAGAAUUCGGCAUGGGGUGUGAGCCAGUGUGGCAAUGCGGACACAUACAAACACAUAACGCAACACUGAACAGAGGCGCUAGGAUGGAAUGCCCUUACCAGUUAGGGGCUUAACAAUUGGAGACAGAUAAGGGAACUGGAGUAGCGUCUCACUGU
Messenger RNA from Lampris incognitus (smalleye Pacific opah), 1079 nucleotides. It is a transcript of the gene shisa3, whose product is annotated as shisa family member 3. The coding region runs from base 1 to 888 and encodes 295 amino acids. The transcript has 2 exons. Lineage: Eukaryota; Metazoa; Chordata; Actinopteri; Lampriformes; Lampridae. The record is from RefSeq and is a predicted model, not a curated record.